CACUAUUUUCCUUUAGAUUCUUCAAAAGCAGAACUCAUUUUUCACACCUAUUUGUUUCGAGCUCUUUGUCAGUUAAGACAGAUGACAUGAAACUUCAAAAAAAACCCAGGCCAAACGGGAUCACAAAAAUGAAAUAAUAAAAAUUACAAUAAAUUAAAAAUGAACAGACACCAGCGGCGCUACGGCAAAGUGCCCAAAAACGAGAGCGACUCUCGAGUCAAAGUUUACAAGGAGUUGGGCACCAAGCUCGAGGUAGUGUUGGCUCCGAAGAGCAAGGACUUCGCCAAACCCAUGACCAACAGAAGCUGCUUCGUGGCGCCGGAGCAAAGGGAUUUUGGACAGUUCACGAAUUGCCCUGAUUAUAAACUGAAUGACUUCUAUCAAGUCGAUAACCGAGGGCCGAUUAUACCUAACACAAUAGGGAAGUUGAAGGAAUUGAAAAAUGUGAUUUGCGUCAGUUCAAAUAAAGUCGAGCAAGGCUCGCAAUGUAAUCCUCCUGUUAACGAGUAUUUGACCACGUCCGAUGGAUCGCAGUGGCAGAGCGUUGAGAACAUCGACGAACUCGACAAGUACAUAGAUAAUGCUAGUGUAGAAGAUCGCCUCACGAAAAUCGAUUAUGAAAAAUCGCAGAACAUAGAAAUAUCAGAAGCGCCUCGAGUGAAAGUCAUAAUCGAAAAAUUUACAAAAUAUAAAAAGGAUAACAUCGAACUGCGUAAAUUGGACGAGAGGGUCGUAUGUGUCGAGUACGACGUGUUCGGUCAGUCUGGGACCGGGGAGUCGGUCGCUCUGCGAAAGAUGAGAGUUUUCUUUUCAAUAAAACCUUCCUACAAAGACCAGUCUGGAAACGAAUUACCAUUGCUCAAUAAAUUCACCUCUGAUUUAAAACGUAACUUUGGAGUGAAAGAUGAUGACUUGCACAAAAUGAACGGAAAAGAAGUCGAGAUCAUAGACGAUGAAAUAUCCGAAAACAAACCUUACUUGGACGACUUAAGAAAGAUACUAAAGAGAAAGCAGAAUAGCGACAAAACAGUUAAAAAUAAUCAAGACCUUUUGAUUUUGUAUGAAAUGGCAAAGAAAGAUUUGACCGGUGAAAAUUUUUCAAAAAUCCUAACCAAAGAAGAGCUUCAAGACAUUAAGGAUUUAAUUCUAAAGGAAUGUACUUCGAGUGCUCAUGGGAUCAGUAGGAGAAAGGUUAAAAGCGGAGAAGAGACUUUCGGCGAGAGAGAAGUCAAAGAACCGUGUGUGCCUUCGAAAAGUAUAGUGGCCGAAUUACUGAGAGAAGACGGAAGGACUAAUGUGUUUAAAUAAAACGUAAUUGAUGAAAAUAUAUUUUAU
Bombyx mandarina (wild silkworm) is the source of this 1335-nucleotide messenger RNA. RefSeq lists its product as uncharacterized. The record is from RefSeq and is a predicted model, not a curated record. Lineage: Eukaryota; Metazoa; Arthropoda; Insecta; Lepidoptera; Bombycidae.